This is a messenger RNA of Auanema sp. JU1783, 1881 nucleotides long. The record is from the annotation of a GenBank genome assembly. NCBI's taxonomy places the organism in Eukaryota, Metazoa, Nematoda, Chromadorea, Rhabditida, Rhabditidae.
AUGGCCGACGUAGAGAUGCAGGAGGGUGCAACAGUGGAAUCCGAUAAGAAGCCUGCAGUCGAAGAAGAGAGUGUUGAACAAGUUAACGCAGAGCCAUCAGAAGAAGUACCCGAGACUGAAGGUGUUGCCACUCCCGACCCAGCUGAAGUUAAAAAGGAGAAUGCUGCUGCUGCUAGUUCGGUUUAUGCUGAAAACGAGACCUUCGGCAAAUUAAUAGCCCAAAACAUGAAAGUUGGUGUUGCCGAAGCUCUCAUGAAACUUUUUGAUACCGGAUGUAUGUCUAUCGAUGAUGUUGAUGAAAGAGCAGUAGAAAUGCUCAACUCAUUCCCUGAAGAACAUGGUAUAUAUAUUUGCGAUCAACUUCGAGAAUCAAUGUUAUUUGGUGUUCAAAAUAAGCCACAAUACCUCAUGUCGUUGAUGCGGAACUUCCGUGACAAGACCAGAAGUGUUGGAACAGCAGCUGUACUGCAAGGCCAACUCAUAACAGGGCCUGAGCGUUCCAAAAUGCAAGAAAUAUUAGAUAGAACAGGCUAUACACUAGAAAUUACCGUUGGGCAAAGAAAGUAUGGAGGUCCCCCACCGGAAUGGGAAGGACCUAUAACUGGACCCGCUGGUCAGGGCCAUGAGAUUUAUAUAGGACAUAUCCCCCACGAGCUUUUUGAAGACUCUUUAAUCCCUCUCUUUGAGCAAUGCGGAAAAAUAUGGGAUCUUAGAUUGAUGAUGGAUCCCAUUACAGGACGAAACCGCGGAUAUGCUUUCCUCACUUACUGUGAGAAGUCCUUCGCUAGUGAAGCAGCCAAAAAGUUUGAUGGUCACGAAAUUUCUCCCGGAAAAACGCUGAAAGUGAACGUCUCAGUUGCAAACACUCGCCUCUUCCUGGGCAACAUUCCCAAGUCGAAAUCUAAAGAUGAAAUUCUUGAGGAGCUUAAAAAGCACGCAGAGGGUGUCGUUGAUGUGAUCGUAUACACCAUCCCUGAUGCCACUGAUCGACAUAAGAACCGUGGAUUCUGUUUUGUUGACUUCAGCGACCACAAGACUGCCUCUGAUGCCAAGAGAAAGAUUCAGCAACACAAGAUUCGUCCAUUUAAUACUGAUUUGGUUGUUGACUGGGCAGAGCAGCAAGACGAGCCUGACGAGGACACCAUGAGCAAGGUGAAAGUAUUAUAUGUUCGCAAUUUACGCGAAUGUGUUUCCGAAGAGAAGUUAAAAGAACUCUUCGCCUCUUUCGGUGAAAUAGAGCGAAUCAAGAAAAUCAAAGACUAUGCCUUUGUUCAUUACAAAGAUCGCGAUUCGUGCCUAAAAGCCCUUGAAGAAUGGAACGGCAAAGAAUUGGAGGGAGUCUGUAUAGACUGUUCCUUAGCUAAGCCUCAGACAGAGAAGAAGAAACGCCCAACUAGAGGGAGAGGUUUUGGCGGAAAUACUAACGCUGGUCCUGGUUUCGGUGCUCCAGCAGGUGCUGGCGGACCUGGACGUGGACGAGCUAACAAUAUGUACCCCAACCAUCGUGGAUUUGAUGACGGAUAUUACGGUGGAGGAGGUGGCUACGGAGAAGGCUACGGUGCCCCUUACGAGAAUUAUGGGCAUGGAGGUGGCUUCGGCGGCCCUGGUUAUGGUGCUCCCAUGGGGUAUGGUGGAUAUGGUGAUGCCGGAGGCUACGGCGGAGCCGGUGGAUAUGGCCAACAUGGCUUCGGUGGAAACUUUGGCGGAAACUGGGGCGGCGGCGGAGGAGGCCGUGGCAACAGUGGACGUGGAGGACGAGGCGGCGGAUCCGGCUUCCGAGGACGUGGAAAAAGACCUGGAGAUAGGAUGGGAGGUCCAGCAUCCAAGAGAGAUAACAGUGCUCCUGAUUUCUCGGCGGACGUGAGCAUGAGUUCUUUCUAG